Molecule: messenger RNA, 1303 nt
Organism: Drosophila takahashii
Lineage: Eukaryota; Metazoa; Arthropoda; Insecta; Diptera; Drosophilidae
Gene: sni
Product: SDR family oxidoreductase sniffer
Cellular component (GO): cytoplasm
Molecular function (GO): carbonyl reductase (NADPH) activity
Source: RefSeq, a predicted model, not a curated record
UCGCGGAGGAACAACACAAACACGUCGCUGGUCUGGCCGGGAAUGCUGCGAAUGCGGUGGGGGGCCAAACGGGCCGAUAAACGGCUACGUAACAGAAGCAGAGAGCAAAAGAGAGAGCGCGCGCGAAUGCGCCGGGAAGGGAGGAGGGAAUCGAAGAGGAGCAUCCAUCUUGGAAUGCUGCGGGAAGGGGUUUCGUUUCGGAUGGGGAUUGGAAAUUGCCAAUAAGAAAUUUAUGUAGUUCCGCUUAUGCCAAUUAGAAUCUCUCGAAACGCACGUUUGGCAAUGCGCCGUAUCGAUAACUCUUGCGGAUGGUUGGCAACACUGCCGGGCAAAACUCAGCCGGCCGUCGGAAUUUCUAGUUUCUAUUUUCCAAUUUUCACGCCUGUGUUAUUGCGGUGUUACGGCAAUAAAGUCGCCCGAUAUCUGGUUCGAGGUCUGGUGAAAUCCACAGAAUAGUUUAGUAACAGUGCCGCCCUUUAUUGCACCCUCUUUUAUCUCGAGUGCGCGAUUAGAUUCGAGGAGAAACUUGGAGAUCGUCUGGGAGCACGAGCACCAUGAACUCCAUCCUGAUAACGGGCUGCAAUCGGGGACUGGGUUUGGGCCUGGUCAAGGCUCUCGUAAAUCUUCCCCAGCCGCCGCAGCAUCUUUUCACCACCUGCCGGAAUCGCGAGCAGGCAAAGGAACUGGAGGACCUGGCCAAGAAGCACUCCAACAUCCACAUACUGGAGAUUGAUCUGAGGAACUUUGAGGCCUACGACAAGCUAAUCGCCGACAUCGAGGGCGUGACCAAGGAUCAGGGUCUAAAUGUGCUUUUCAACAACGCCGGCAUAGCGCCCAAAUCGGCCAGGAUAACCGCUGUUCGCUCGCAGGAACUAAUCGACACGCUGCAGACCAACACCGUGGUGCCCAUCAUGCUGGCCCGCGCCUGUCUGCCGCUCCUGAAGAAGGCGGCCAAGGCCAACGAGUCCCAGCCGAUGGGCGUGUCGCGGGCCGCCAUCAUCAACAUGUCCUCCAUUCUGGGCUCCAUUCAGGGCAACACAGACGGCGGCAUGUACGCCUACCGCACCUCCAAGUCGGCCCUGAAUGCGGCCACCAAGUCGCUGAGCAUCGAUCUCUAUCCGCAGCGCAUCAUGUGCGUUAGCCUGCAUCCGGGCUGGGUGAAAACGGACAUGGGUGGCGCCGCUGCGCCCCUGGAUGUGCCCACCAGCACGGGCCAGAUUGUGGAGACCAUCGGCAGGCUGGGCGAGCAGCAGAACGGCGGUUUCGUCAACUACGAUGGCACUCCGUUGGCCUGGUGAAGAUU